Kwoniella botswanensis is the source of this 1842-nucleotide messenger RNA. RefSeq lists its product as uncharacterized. Gene Ontology annotation, biological process: transmembrane transport; basic amino acid transport. Lineage: Eukaryota; Fungi; Basidiomycota; Tremellomycetes; Tremellales; Cryptococcaceae. The record is from RefSeq and is a predicted model, not a curated record. The transcript is spliced from 9 exons. Gene Ontology annotation, cellular component: plasma membrane; fungal-type vacuole membrane. The coding region runs from base 1 to 1842 and encodes 613 amino acids. Gene Ontology annotation, molecular function: basic amino acid transmembrane transporter activity.
AUGUCAGCCAUAAUCAUCACGACCACUCCGUAUACACGGCCUCACUCUCAUUCCCGAACCAGAUCACGUCCACCUCAUUCACGUGCUCAAUCCCAGAUAGGAACACCUGUCAAUGAACAGACUCCACUGCUCUUACGCCCUCCCUCACCCACACCAAGUUGUACUUCCUCUGUAUCUACCUACUCAUCCUCAUCUGAGACCCUUCUCCGAUCACCGCCAUUGAAAGAUUCCAUCAGCUUAGCGAGGUUUUGUAUCGUUUGUGCUGGGAUAUGGUCAGCGAAUUUCGUAUUUGCCUUUCAAUCGACUGCUAUACCCACUUUGGCACCGGAGAUAGGAAGCUGGUUCGAGCAUGCUGAGCUGGCAGCUUAUCUAGGAAGUGGCUUUACACUAGCUAGUACAGCAGUGAUACCCCUAUAUGGGGUUUUUAUGGAAACUUUAGGACGCACGUUCGCAAUGGUCACUGCAUGUGCAUUCUUCGGUAUAGGGACGAUUCUGUGUGCCAUGUCGAAUCACAUGUAUACUUUGAUUGGAGCUAGGAUAUUCGCUGGAUUAGGUGGUGGUGGAUUGUUGACUGUCUCUAGUGUGAUUGUAACCGACUUGGUACCACUAAGGGACAGAGGUUUUUACCAAGGCCUCAUGAUGACCAUCUUCGGGUCUGGGUCGAUGUUAGGCGGACCGUUGGCAGGUUGGCUUACAGAUAAAUACGGCUGGCAUUGGUCUUUCUGGGUUCAACUACCCAUCAUCGUCUUCUGCGCUGUGAUCGUAUCCAUCUUCUUACCUACACCACCGAUCCCACCAACCCAUCAAUCUCUACUUAGCGGCUUGGCAUCCCUCGAUUGGCUAGGUUCCUUCUUCCUGAUCGCCUCGGUCACCACGCUCCUGUUGGGAUUCUCCUUCCACACUUCAUACCUCGAACCCUGGUCGGCACCCAUCGUAUGGGGAAUGCUACUUACCUCCGUCAUCAGUACCGGUCUGUUCAUAUAUACGGAAACGCAGGUAAAGAGACCAGUCGUACCGUUGGAAUUGUUCAAGUCUAGCCAUAUAGCUGCAAUCAACACGUCCGGUUUCUUCUUAAGUGUUGGGAAUCAGGCUUUUAUGUAUCAGAUUCCCGUUUACUUCGCUGUCAUCGUCAAUACGUCUACCGCACAAGCUGGGCUGAUCAUGUCAUUAUGUGGUGGGUUGGGUUUGGCGACCGGAUCGAUGGUAGCAGGACAGUAUAUACGCUCAGGUCAUUCGUGGAAGUACCUCGGUCCAAUUGCUUUAUUCCCUCCGAUCGUAGGAUCCAUCGUCGCUGCUAUGUGGGAUCCAACGUGGACAUGGUGGAGUUACUACGCUACUGUCCUACCUUGUGUUCUGGGUUACUCGACUUUCUUAUGCGUACAACUAGUCGCUCUGAUCUCAAGUGUAGACAGUAAGAUCAUGCCUAAAGCUACGGCUCUCAUGUACACUUCACGAAGUCUCGGAGCUACUCUUGGAGUCAGUAUAGGUGGAUCCGUCCAACUGGGUGCUUUGGCAAGUGAUCUGAAGAAGCAGUUCAAAGGGAUCGACAAUGGUAAUGAGAUCAUCUCAGCGAUCCUUCAUUCCAAAUCAGCCAUUCGUCUCUUACCUCCCUCACUCCGAGAACUAGCUUUAGCAUCUUACAGUCAUUCUUUGUCUGUCGUAUGGGGAUUCUCAGCAAUCAUAGCUACGAUCACAUUAAUCAACUCGUUUUGGAUCGAAAGUAGUGAAGUGCACAAGGAUGAGGAAGACGACCAGUUGAGAAAAGGGGUGUGUGGUGUAGUGGAAGGUGGUUUCGGGGAAGGAUUGGGUGAAAGUACGAUAGAGGGAGAGACUAGGGAGUAG